Sparassis crispa is the source of this 2094-nucleotide messenger RNA. RefSeq lists its product as hypothetical. NCBI's taxonomy places the organism in Eukaryota, Fungi, Basidiomycota, Agaricomycetes, Polyporales, Sparassidaceae. The record is from RefSeq and is a predicted model, not a curated record. Bases 1 to 2094 code for a protein of 697 amino acids. The transcript has 3 exons.
AUGCCAAACUAUGUCUGCUCAUUCUGCCAUCACCACAAAAAAAGCACCAAGAGCCUGCACUCGCACAUCUCACAAAAGCGGCCGUGCCGUCUAGCCUUCUACCGGAAGCUGCAAAAGGGCCGCGUACCUGUUAUAGUCAACACACGUGUACCGGAGGGAGAAUUGGAGGUCAGUGGUGAUGCGGAGAAUGGUCAUGGUAGUGAAGAGUCGAUGGAAGUGGAUGAACUGCCAUUCGAUGCAGAAGACCUACCGGUGGAUCCUCCUUUGCAAACACGCACUUCAAUGGAGAUAGAAGAAUUAGUACAACUGGAACAUCCUGCACAGCCGCAUUCACGAUGUGUGACUGUUGAGGAGGUGGAAGAUGAGGAGUAUAGGGGCUUACUGAAAUGUCCCUGGAUCCAAGACUUCCCGCCAGAAUUUGAUGUGGCUGCUGUCCUUUGUGAGGCGAAGACAGAAUUUGAAACCCUGCGCGAUGAGAAGGCAGCUGCAGGGGAAGAAUCCUGGCAUCCGUUUGCCAGUCGGGAUGAGUGGGAACUCGCGCACUGGCUAAUGACUGCGGGACUCAGUCAGACAGCUACCGAUAACUAUCUAAACUUACCCAUAACCCGAGAACGCACGAACCUGUCAUUCCAUAACAAGCGCGCCUUCUAUCAGAAGAUCGAUGCACUUCCACAGGGGCCCUCCUGGUCAUGCGAGCCUUGGGAAGUCACUGGUGAUUUGCUGGAUGAAAAGGGUCAGCCUCGCAAAAAGACCCUAGAACUGUGGAAGCGUGAUCCUGUUGAAUGCAUCAAGGAACUGAUCGGCAAUCCCGCAUUCAAGGAUGCGAUACGAUAUGCACCAGAGAAAGUCUUUGCAGACUGCAAUGGAGACACCAGGAUCUAUGAUGAGACAUGGACAGGCCAGUGGUGGUGGGACCUCCAGGAAAUAAUGCCAGAUGGAGCGACAAUUGCACCUGUGAUUCUGUCAUCCAACAAGACGCAGUUGUCAAACUUCAGUGGUGACAAGUCUGCAUGGCCAGUUUACCUCUCCAUUGGAAACAUCAGGAAGUCGACUCGACGUCAACCCUCGGCACAUGCCACGAUCUUGAUCGGCUAUCUCUCAGUCACAAAGCUUGAAUGCUUCUCAGAAGGGCAAAGAUCAAUUGAGGGUGUGCGUCUAUUCCACUCAUGCAUGAGGUCACUUCUGGACCCUUUGAUCAAGGCAGGCAAGGAUGGCAUUGAGAUGGUCUGUGCCAACGGAUGUGUGCGAAGAGUGUACCCUAUUCUGGCAGCAUACAUUGCGGAUCACCCUGAGCAAUGUCUUGUCUCAGGUUGUCGUGAAAGUCACUGUCCAAAGUGUACUGUCAGUCCAAAUCAGCGAGGAGAACCACUUCACUCUCUUAUGCGCGACCCUGAUGUCAUCGAAACUGUGCUGUCGGAGGCCUCUCAAGGACUCAAACCAGAUGAUUUCAAGGACUUGGGCCUGAAAUUGAUUGAUCCAUUCUGGAGGGAGCUGCCACACUGUAACAUUUUUGCAUGCAUAACCCCCGAUAUUCUCCACCAGUUACACAAGGGUGUCUUCAAAGAUCAUCUUGUCAACUGGGUCACUCAGUGCAUGAAUGGAAAUGCUGCUGAAAUUGAUCAACGCUUUAAAGCUAUGACAACUCACCCAGAUUUGCGUCACUUCAACAAAGGCAUAUCACUGAUCUCACAGUGGAUGGGCGCAGAAUACAAAAAUAUGGAGAAGGUUUUCCUAGGUGUUAUAAUAGGAGCAAGUGACCCAGCUGUUCUUUGUGCAGUGCGCUCCGUCUUGGACUUCAUUUAUUAUGCUCAUUUUGAGGCACAUACUGAUGAUUCCAUUGCCAAACUUGAAGCUGCCUGGAAGGGAUUUCAUGCAAACAAGCAUGUCUUUGUGGAGAAGAGCAUCCGGAAAGAUUUCAACAUACCAAAGGCCCAUUCAGCAAAGCACUAUGGAGGGUCCAUUCGCAGUCUUGGAACAGUGGAUGGAUUCAAUACUGAGAACUCAGAGCGCCUUCACAUUGAUUUCGCCAAGCGUGCAUACAGUGCAACAAACAAGAAGGCUUACCUGAAGCAGAUGACAGCCUGGUUGACAUGA